UAAUUUGAAGCGGCACCAAAAGCUCCAUGUCCAAGGAGAUAAUCCUUUUGCUUGUCAUCGUUGUGCUAAGACGUUUCGAAGAGCUUCUGAUUUGAAACGCCAUGAAAAAGCCCACGAAAAGCGAGCGGUAGAGCGAGAGUACAAGUGUGGUACCUGUGAUGAAGAGUUCAGGAAUGCUGCUCCCUUUCGGGCCCACAUAAAAUCGUCUCAUGGACAAAAGCGCAAAACAGCCUCUAAUGAUCACCAAGAACCACCAUAUAAGAAAUCAAAACCGACCCAGAAAAAAGACCGUUCUGAUCCCCAAGAAACCCCUGCUGAUUCUGCUGGUUCUAGUUGGCAACCUGACCCGUUCARCAUGCCAUCCACACUUUUAGAUGGGGACCAAUCAACCUUAGAAAUCUACAAGAGGCACUGGCGUCAGAUCCGUACUCGAUUUAGUCGAAGAAACAAAGUUCAGGAUUGGUACAAUUUCAGGAUCGAUACUCUCAACACCGAAGACUUCAUCCGUCAAAUAAACCGUAUCUUCCAAGACCAAUCUACCGUAUUUAGACUCAACCUGUCUUUGGGUUUCAUUCUCCGUAACAAUGAGACGGGACAACUUCAAUUCUACCAUGCUUCACAUAAUAACAGCAGACUGCUUGAGGAACCAUUCCCAACCAUAUCCAACGCCUCAGACCUGGAGAAGGUACAUGAGCAGUUACGAAACCUGGACAUUCUAGAAUGGGUGCGACAGAAAAGACCGAUUAGCAAAURAAUCGUCAGCUGGAUUACGAACGCGUGCUUCUACAUUAACAAACUCCGAGAUCAUCCGAUCGGUCGUUCUUCACUGCUACCAUCUUACAUCCUAAACAAUAAAGCCCUCGUUGCCUUGGAGUGCGACAGUAAUACUAGCCGUCCCUACCAAGAUAAUCUGUGCUUUUUACGGUGUCUGGCAGUACAUAACGGAUGUCAUUUAAAGAAUUUGAAGAGGGAUACCAAGCAUUAUUUUGAAAGAUACUCCCAAACCACGAACAAGUCAAAUUUGCAGUUAAAAGAAACAACAACUUUAUGUGUCUGAAAACCGAACAUCUCAAGUUCUUGGAUGUGACCAUCUUCCUCGCUCCAGGAUUCAGCUAUGACAAGUUUCUCAAAGCCUAUGAAUGCCCUCAAACUAAAGGGUUCUUUCCCUAUGAGUGGAUGGAUUCCCUGGACAAGCUCGACUACCCAGCUCUUCCUCCCCAUGAAGCCUUUUACUCCUCCCUCACCAACACUAACAUCUCGCUAGACGACUACCAGUAUUGCCAUCACGUCUGGCAAGAGAAUAACAUGCAGUCUUUCCAAGAUUUCCUGGUUUGGUAUAACAACCUGGAUGUCCAGCCUUUCUGUGAAGCUUUGGAGAAGAUGUGUGCGUUCUGGAAAGACAAGGAAAUCGACAUGCUGAGACACGGUAUUUCCAUCCCUGGCGUGACGCUGACCUAUCUCUUCAUGACUUUGGAACCAGAUAUCUUCUUCUCUUUAUUUGAUGAAAAAAACAAAGAUCUGUACUAUCUGUUCAAAAAAAAAAAUAUGGUGGGUGGACCAAGCAUCAUCUUCCACCGCUACCACGAGAAGGAAAAGACCAAGAUCAGAGAAGUGGAGAUGACAGGUCAAGGUAAAGAAGCCAAACUGUGUCAAAAGAUCGUGGGGUAUGACACCAAUGCUCUCUACCUCUGAGCCAUCAUGCAAAAUAUGCCAACUGGGGUAUUUACGAGAAGACGAGAAGAGACAGGGUUUAAGAAGGAAAGUUCAGUCAAGAUGGCGACGGAGUGGUUAGAGUGGGAAGCCAAAACACGUGGUAUUCAAAUUCGACACCAAGUCAAUGACAYUGAGAAAAGGAUUGGUGCCAGAAGACUGCCUGUGRAUGGGUUCCAUGGUCCYAGCCAAACCGUCUUUCAAUUUCAUGGUUGUUUCUGGCACGGUCAUGACUGUCAUUUAACCAAAGGGAAAGAAGUAAACGAGAGACGAAAGAAACCUAUGGCUGAGCUGAGGUACGAGACUCGUGUGAACACCCAGUAUAUUCGUGAUGAAGGCUAUACGGUCAUUGAGAUGUGGGAAUGUGAAUGGCGAAGAAUGAAGAAAACUAACCUUGCAGUCAAAGAGUUAUUGGAAACCAAGUUCCACAGACCCAUGGACCACUACAGAACCCUUACCCAAGAUCAGAUUAUACAAGCCAUUCAAAGUGAGCAGUUGUUUGGGGUCAUCGAGUGUGAUAAAGAAGUUCCUGACCACCUGAAAGAUAAGUUCAGUGAAAUGUGCCCAAUCUUCAAGAAUGCAGAGAUCAGUCGCGAAGAUAUCGGCAAGUACAUGCAAGGCUUUGCUAAGGAUCACGAAAUUAUAGCUCGACCACGCCGUAGCUUGAUUGAGAGUUACUUCGGUGAAAAGAACUUACUGGCCACUCCCUUAAUCAAUUGGUAUCUGGAACAUGGUUUACAAGUGACGUGUAUCUACCAGGUCGUGGAAUAUACGCCUAAUCCUUGCUUCAAGCCGUUUGGAGAAGCAGUGUCCAAUGCAAGACGGACUGGUGACAGAGACCCCAUCAGGCCAUCAUUGCCGAUACCAUGAAACUCGUAGGCAAUUUUAGUUAUGGCAAGACGAUCACGGGCCAAGAAAGACACCGAGUAGUCAAGUUCUGUGAUGAGGUUAAGACGUCGCAGUUGGUUAAUAGCUCGUUCUUCCGUCAGCUGGAAGUCAUUGAUGACAACACGUAUGAAGUCCAGUCAGCGAAGAAGCGCAUUAGUUUAAAUCUCCCCAUGCAAAUAGGGUUCUUUGUCUACCAAUACGCUAAAUUACGCAUGCUACAGUUUUAUUAUGAUUUUCUUGAUAAGUAUUUGAAUAGAUCUGAUUUUGCUUAUUGUGAAAUGGACACCGAUUCUGCGUAUAUUGCAAUCUCUGGUGAAAAUGUGGAAAGUUUGUUCAAACCCGAAAUUCGAGGGAGGAAUUCGAAUCUCACAAACAUAACUGGUUCCCUCGUACCGAUACUCCAGAGAACAAAGCGUAUGAUAAAAGAACUCCAGAUUUAUUAAAGGAAGAGUGGUCUGGGGAUGGGAUCAUAAGUUUAAGCUCCAAGAAUUAUUAUUGUUUUGGAUCUCAUAAUAAGUUUUCUUGCAAAGGAAUAAACAAGAAGACGAAUGAAAUUAACAAGGAAAAGUAUUUAAAUGUAUUGUUAACCAAGCGAAGCAGUUCGGGAAUCAACAAGGAUUUUAGGGUCGUGAAGAACAGAAUGUGUACUUAUAAACAAGUACGGGACGGCUUUUCUUACUUCUAUCCCAAACGUAAAGUGUUGGGGGAUGGUGUUACCACUCUACCAUAAGAUAUUUAGUUUAUUUUUCAAAAUAUAAUGUAUAAAUAGAGGGUGAACACACCUCUUUGAAAUUCCCUUUUUCCCUCUCUUCCCUCUUGUCCCUCGAUUUUCAAUCAAAAAUGUUUGAAAAUAAGUCAUAAAUGUUAAA
Messenger RNA from Actinia tenebrosa (Australian red waratah sea anemone), 3467 nucleotides. RefSeq lists its product as uncharacterized. Gene Ontology annotation, biological process: regulation of DNA-templated transcription. Lineage: Eukaryota; Metazoa; Cnidaria; Anthozoa; Actiniaria; Actiniidae. Gene Ontology annotation, molecular function: DNA-binding transcription factor activity, RNA polymerase II-specific; RNA polymerase II cis-regulatory region sequence-specific DNA binding. The record is from RefSeq and is a predicted model, not a curated record.